Molecule: messenger RNA, 819 nt
Organism: Babesia microti strain RI
Lineage: Eukaryota; Apicomplexa; Aconoidasida; Piroplasmida; Babesiidae
Product: conserved Plasmodium protein, unknown function
Exons: 6
Coding region: 1-819 (272 amino acids)
Biological process (GO): transcription initiation at RNA polymerase II promoter
Cellular component (GO): transcription factor TFIIE complex
Source: RefSeq, a predicted model, not a curated record
AUGGAUAAGGUACCCAGCGUUCUGUACCGCGGCGAAGCCUGUCCGCUCUCCUUCGUGCUACAUAAGAUCAUAUCUCUGCUGCAGGAGGAAAAGAAACCUAUGCAUCUGUUGCAGAUAGAAAAUUAUCUCCGUACGAACGGGUUUAACGGUAUAGACGUAUGCAAUAACUCGAGCAUUCUCGAGGGGCUACGCAACGUGAACCGGGUGUACUUUGACACUGAACGGAAACAACUAUCUUACGUAAAUCCUUAUGAAUCCAUUGCUAGCGCUGAAGCUUUGCUGGCCAAAAUUAAUCAUUCGUGCCAAGUAUCAGGCAUAAGAGUUACCAACGAGAUGAUCUUUGCCAAUGAUUCCAUGCCCAAGUGGAUCAACGAGCUCCUGGAAAAACGAAAGCUGCGCUGUAUCAGGCCAAACUCAUCUAACCUAAAGGGAAAAUUCAAGUGUCGCUUUAUUGGAACCUCUAAGCAGUGCGAUAUUUACAGCAAGAACAAGUGCCACGAGUGCUUUCAUAACCUACAGGAUCUCCUACUCUUUCCCCUGGGGAAAAAGGAGUUUGAGGAGGCACGUUUUCAGUUGGAUCAAGACAUCAAAAAUGUAUGGGAUUCGGCUGUAUUGCCGCCCUUGGAUGAACUGAUACGAAACCACAAUUUGGAAACUCCUACAAUAAAUAUUGCAAAUAAAAGGGAAAAGAAGAAAGGCGGGGAUAAUAUUCCGGGACUCAGGAACAAAAUGCGUCGCAUCUACAACACUCAUCUUUUCACAGUGCAGGAACUCAGGAAUGACUAUAAAAAAUCUCAACUUGAAAAACGUUCCAAUUGA